CCCCGAUUGGGGGCGUUGUCGUUCCCCCAAAACACGCAUUCAGGAAUGCGUAGCCAAGCAACAUGUUUCGUCCAAGAGGGCGACCUUCCCAUUUCAAUUCACUGGGAGCGCAAUGGCAUCCCAAUUCAAGCUUCCCCAAAUGUUAGGAUUACUAAAGUCGACGAUCUCACAACCAUUCUUGUCAUUGAUAAAGCCGGCGCUGAACACUCGGGCAACUAUACGUGCUAUGCCUCAAAUGCUGCCCAAACUGUCGCUGCCUCAGCCAUGCUGUCGGUGCAGGUUCCUCCGUCGUGGGUGUCGCCCCCCGAGGACGUGUCUGCAGCCCUUGGAGGUCUCGCUGUC
Hyalella azteca is the source of this 342-nucleotide messenger RNA. Its product is annotated as Down syndrome cell adhesion molecule-like protein Dscam2. The record is from RefSeq and is a predicted model, not a curated record. NCBI's taxonomy places the organism in Eukaryota, Metazoa, Arthropoda, Malacostraca, Amphipoda, Hyalellidae. The transcript is spliced from 2 exons. The annotation marks the transcript as partial. Gene Ontology annotation, cellular component: axon; plasma membrane. Gene Ontology annotation, biological process: dendrite self-avoidance; axon guidance; homophilic cell-cell adhesion. Gene Ontology annotation, molecular function: cell-cell adhesion mediator activity.